CGCUUGUUUACGUAAAUAAGAAGAAGACAAAAGACUUAUAAAACAUUCUUAAAUUUAAUUUUAACCAGUUAAUAAAUUGCGCUCAAUGUCAAAGCACACUUUAAUAGGCGGCGGCACUGGAUUUAUUGGCAGUCAUCUGGCCAAGCACUUGGCCCAAAAGGGCUACGAAGUAACCGUCGUUUCCCGCAUGCCUGGCUUAAAGCGCAUCACCUGGCACGAAAUCGAAAAGAAUGGCAUCCCCAACAAUGUGAACUCGGUGGUGAAUGCCACCGGACAGAAUGUCCUCGAUCCGAGCAGACGCUGGACGCCUGGAUUCCAGCAGAACGUUUGGAAUUCUCGCGUUAACUCGGCUAAGACAUUGGCCAAUGCCAUUCAAGCAUCGCCGCAGAUCACGACCUUCGUUAACCUCUGUGGCGUGAGUCUCUAUCGACCCUCGGACACGAAGGUGUACACGGAGCAGGACGAGGGAGAGGACUACGACUACAUGUCCCGUCUCUGUCUCGCCUGGGAAGCAGCAGCGAGAGGAGGAAACGCAAGCUCCGAUCAAUGCAGAUCUGCCAUUGUGCGAACUGGAGCCGUUGUGGGACGUGAUGGAGGCAUGAUCAAGGGGAUUUGGCUGCCAUUUAAGCUGGGGCUCGGUGGUCCCAUGGGCACUGGUGAGCAGAUAAUGCCCUGGAUACAUAUGCACGAUCUGUGCAGCCUUAUCCAGCACAUUAUUGAGAAACGGGAGACGGGCGUCUUCAAUGGCGUGGCGCCUGAAAUCGUUUCCAACAAAGGCUUCUCUCAGAUCUUUGCUGCCUCUCUGAAUCGUCCCUGCCUCUUCAAUGUGCCCGAAUUUGUGGUCAAGGCCAUCUUCGGCGAGGAGCGUGCUGCACUUUUAUUGUCUGGAGCCAAAAUACAACCCAAGAGGACUCUCUCCUCCGGCUUCCAGUUCAAAUAUCCCAGCGUUAAAUCCGCUGUGAACGAAGUGGUUGGCAACUAAGCCCAAAACGAACAAAAUAGGAGCAGGAAAUGCUUUACAUUGGCACUGUGUUAUUUGUUAUUUAGUUGAUAUUCAUUUGUAAUUUAUAGAAUAACCAAAUUUAAAUAGAGCAAGCAAAUUGAACAGAA
Molecule: messenger RNA, 1110 nt
Organism: Drosophila innubila
Lineage: Eukaryota; Metazoa; Arthropoda; Insecta; Diptera; Drosophilidae
Product: epimerase family protein SDR39U1
Exons: 4
Coding region: 86-982 (298 amino acids)
Source: RefSeq, a predicted model, not a curated record